CUAUGAAACCACCUGCAUACGAGGACGUUGAGGACCGUCGUGACCCUCCAGCUUUGGAUGUCAAUGCUAAGGACAAGUUUGGUACACAAGCAGGUACCAUGAAGGCCAUAGCAGCCAAGCAGGUCUCAAAUAAAGGUGUUUUGGUUGCCCUGAUCUUAUUUAUCGGAUUAGCAUCAUUUAUGAUGAACGUGGAUCAAUACACCAACGUCACCCUUCUCACCGAUGCUUAUGCUAAUAUCAGUAACGCGCAAGCUCAGUACCAAAUCGCUGCUGCCACAGCUAUCCUUCUUGCCGUCGGAAAGCCAUUCUUUGGUAAAAUGAGCAACGUUAUCGGUCGUCCAGAGGCUCUUUUGGUCACUUUAUUCUUCAUCGUAUUGGGAUACGUUGUCACUUCAGCAUCUGGCUAUCAUGUGUCCGGUAUAGCCGCUGGUCAAGUUUUUUGGCAAACUGGUUUUUCUGGUUUCCAGAUAAUUUUGAACAUUAUCGUUGCAGACAACACAAACUUACGCUGGAGAGGUUUGUGGUCUGCCAUGAUUAAUGUCUGGACAUUCAUCCUGUUUGCUUGUAGCAGUCUUAUCAUCACUAGUGUCAACACUGGCGUAGGUUGGAGAUUGGCAUUCGGUUUGGAAGCUAUCCUCUAUCUUCCUGCAACUCUCCCUGCAAUCGUGAUUCUCUUUUUGAACCAGUACAGAGCAAAAAGAGCUGGUAUCAUCAACUAUGGUGAUCAACCGCUCACUUCUGGUCCAUGGAAGAGCAGAAUCUAUCACUUCAUUGUCGAACAUGACAUCGUUGGUCUUUACCUCCUUAUUGCUGUUCUUUGUUACAUCUUCUUGCCAAUCGUUUUGGCCGGAUCAAGCGCACUCGUAGAAUGGAAUUCUGCAUACGUUCCAGCAUCAAUGGUCGUCGGUGGUGUCGUUAUCUUCCCUGCUUUCAUUUACUGGGAAAUGAAAUGUGCAAGCUACCCAGUCAUUCCAUACUAUUUCAUCAAGAACGUUAAUAUUGCAAUCACUUGUCUCAUCAACUUGUUUGAUUUCAUAUGCUUCUACUUGUCGUAUCAGACAUUGAGCAACUACAUGGCCGUCAGUGUCGAUUGGUACACUGUAGUUAUUGAUGGUCAACCAACGCUGUCAGGUGACUCAAGUUACUUCUCCUACACCCAAAACAUCUCCUUGACAUUCUUCGGUAUUCUCUGGGGUAUUGUCGCAUCAAUCCUUAAGCCAAACUGGAAAUGGUCAGUUGUUGUAGCUUUGUGCGUUAGAUUGUUAGGUGUCGGCUUAAUGCUUUAUGCUCGUGACAACCGUAACAUUGGUGCAUUAGUUAUGACACAGAUCCUUCAAGGUGCUGGUGGCGGUAUCGCAGCAGUCGCAACACAAGUAGGUGCACAAGGUAGUGUUCCACAACAACAAAUGGCUUUAGCAACAGCCGCCAUUCUUCUCUUUGCAGAAAUUGGUAAUGUUAUCGGACAAUCCGCUUCAUCCGCGAUCAACAUGGCUUUCUUACCAAAGAAGAUCGCCGAACAAUUCCCUGAAUGGUCAGCUAUACAAGUGAACACCUACGUCAAUAGCCCAAUGAACGCUGUCUUAUUAGGUGAAGUUGGUACAGAUGAGAGAGACAGGAUGAUUCAAGCUUUCUCCAACAACCAAAGACAGCUCAUUAUUCCUGCCAUCGUCAUUGGUUGUGUACCAAUCGUUCUCUCAUUCUUCUUAAAGAACUUCAAGCUCGAUGAGCGUCAAGAUGCUGUUGAAGACAUUGACGAAAAUGGUCAUGAUGUCAUCGCGUAUGAUGCUUCACACCGUCAUGAAAGCUCAGCUAAAGACUCCAAAUCUGCCGAAAAGGCAUCAACUCACCCGGAAGAGCCUGUCCACAAGGCCACAUCUGAGGAAAUUGGUCAACACCGUCUUUAAUCGAAACCCUUAAUUUUACUUUUCCGGAUCUUCAAAGACUUUUACUAAUACUAUCUUUAUAGACUUCUUAACUUGACUUAUAAUUUGU
Wallemia mellicola CBS 633.66 is the source of this 1992-nucleotide messenger RNA. Its product is annotated as MFS general substrate transporter. The annotation marks the transcript as partial. NCBI's taxonomy places the organism in Eukaryota, Fungi, Basidiomycota, Wallemiomycetes, Wallemiales, Wallemiaceae. The record is from RefSeq and is a predicted model, not a curated record. Gene Ontology annotation, biological process: transmembrane transport. Gene Ontology annotation, molecular function: transmembrane transporter activity. The transcript is spliced from 3 exons.